AUGGCGACCGAGCAGCUGCCACCGCCGCAGGCGGCGGUCAAUCUUAUCGAUCAAGAGAAAGGUCCAGAAGUGGUUUUGGCCGCCGAAGAUCUUCAGUCCGACUAUGGGCGCCGUCCCAAGUGCUUCAACAGUACCCUCCAAGAAUGUCUGUUCGUCUUGACGGCUACAAUGGCCAUUGGCCAACAGUCUUUCUUCCAGGGUGCCAUCGUUGGUGUAACGGCGUCCAUUGGCAAGGAUCUGAACAUGAAUUCUGCGGAGAUCACCUGGAUUAACGCCGGUGCAUCUCUUAGCAGCGGCGCCUUCCUGCUGACAUUCGGCAAACUGGCCGAUAUGUUCGGCCGCAAAUCACUCUUCAUCUUUGGGAUGGCGGGUUUCACCAUUGCCCUGCUGGUCGCCGGAUUCGCCUCAAAUGCAAUCUACAUGGAUGUCUUCUCCGGAAUCCUGGGUCUAUUCGCCGCGGCUGUGGUGCCGCCCGCCGUCGGUGCCCUGGGCGCCGUUUAUGAGAAACCAUCGAAACGCAAGAACCGUGCCUUUGCCUGCUUUAGUGCUGGGAAUCCGCUCGGAUUUGUGGGCGGUAUGAUUAUCUCCGGCAUUGCGUCUAACGAAUACAACUGGCGCGCCUCUUUCUGGGCUCUGUCUGUUGUGUACGCCAUCUUCACGGCGCUCACGCUCUGGACUGUGCCCCCGGAUGGGUUCCAGAGGAAGCCGGUGAACUGGGACUCCAUUAAGCGGAUUGACUUGCUUGGCACGGUCCUUGUUAUUAUUGGGUUUGCUGCGUUUUCCAGCUCGCUCUCAUUAGCAGGCGAUGCCCCCAGCGGCUGGCGAACCGGCUACGUCCUCGCCCUCUUCAUUGUCGGCAUUAUCCUACUGGCGUGCUUUUUAUACUGGCAGUCCCGCGCACGGCACCCGCUUAUGCCCCUCUGGGUUUGGAAAGACCGCAACUUCUCCCUCCUCAUGGCAACAUUCUGUCUCGGCUUCGCUGGCUUCUCAUCUGUAACCUUCUGGCUAUCGCUCUACCUCCAAGAAAUCAAGCACCGCACCGCGCUCGAGAUCACCGUCCGCCUCCUCCCAAUGGUCGUCAGCGGCGUCCUCGUCAACGUAGUUUGCGGCCUAAUUCUACAUCGCGUCAGCAACAAGCUACUCACGGGCAUCGGUGCGCUAGCAUACACAGCCUCAUUCCUCAUUCUGAGCUUCAUGAACGCCGAAACGACUUACUGGGCAUUCAUCUUCCCGGCACUGGUCCUCGUCGUUGUCGGCGCUGAUAUCCAGUUCAACGUCACAAAUAUGUACGUUAUGUCCUCGCUUCCGCCCUCCCAGCAGUCCAUCGCGGGUGGCAUAUUCAACACCGUCAAUAAACUCUGCAAUAACUUGGGCCUGGGCAUUUCGACGUCCGUCUACAACUCCGUUGCCGCCCAGAUGACUGCCGAAACGCCCCGUAUCCGGCCGUAUCUCUCUGUCUACUGGUUUGCUGCGGCGGCGGCGGGCUUGUCUCUUUUCUUGGUACCGUUCUUGACGCUGGGCAUGCAGGGUGGUGACCCUGCUUCGAAGAAGAGUGUCUCUAGUGCGGAUGGGAGUGAUAGUGGAGAGGCUGGGCAGGCUGAGAAGGGGACUGUUGAUGAAUCUGCUACGAAGGAUCCUAAUCCGGACCCGGUAGAUCGAGAUCCGAAUACCGAGGCUGGGGCUGAAGCACUGGAAGGACAGGAAAGGAAAUAA
Messenger RNA from Penicillium lagena, 1713 nucleotides. RefSeq lists its product as uncharacterized. Gene Ontology annotation, cellular component: membrane. Gene Ontology annotation, molecular function: transmembrane transporter activity. Gene Ontology annotation, biological process: transmembrane transport. The record is from RefSeq and is a predicted model, not a curated record. Bases 1 to 1713 code for a protein of 570 amino acids. The transcript is spliced from 3 exons. Lineage: Eukaryota; Fungi; Ascomycota; Eurotiomycetes; Eurotiales; Aspergillaceae.